Messenger RNA from Drosophila willistoni, 540 nucleotides. Its product is annotated as protein PDF. Gene Ontology annotation, biological process: response to light stimulus. Bases 1 to 303 code for a protein of 100 amino acids. Gene Ontology annotation, molecular function: hormone activity. Lineage: Eukaryota; Metazoa; Arthropoda; Insecta; Diptera; Drosophilidae. Gene Ontology annotation, cellular component: extracellular region. The record is from RefSeq and is a predicted model, not a curated record. The transcript has a single exon.
AUGGCUCGCUACGGCAUGAUAUUCUCUUUGCUUAUUUUGGCCAUUUGCUGCCAUUGCUGUUGCUGUGCAGCUCUGGCUGCGCCCGAUGAGGAACGAUACAUACGAAAGGAUUUCAAUCGGGAUCUUCUGGAUUGGUAUAACAAUGCCAAUCAAUAUCCAUCUGGACAAUUGGCCAGCCUUUGUCGGUAUCCCUAUUUCCUGGACAACUCACUGAUUGGCCCUGUCCGCAUGAGGAAACGCAAUUCGGAGCUGAUCAAUUCUCUUCUAAGUCUUCCCAAAAACAUGAACGAUGCUGGUAAAUAAACUGAACACUCCCUUAAAAUGGUCAAAUCUUGAAUGGAUCUGGACAACAAGAUAAGCGAUGUUGAUAUUUAUGUUUGGGCAAAAGAAGGCGAAGUCUUUAUGGAUUAAAAUGAAUUAUUUUAGAGAUAAAAGACCUCAUACAUUUAAAUACUCCAGUGUGUGUAUAUAUGAAGAAGUAUUACUAAAUAGAAAAUUAUACAUAAUAGCACGUUAAAUAUACACAAUUCUAGCAAAAUA